CACAAGUUCGGCUUGGACUUUCGGUGCCUGAGAUACCCAGGGGUCAUCUCAACGGAUCAACCUGGAGGUGGUACGACAGGUGAGACAAGGGUUGUCACAGAUGUCACAAACCCAGCUUUUGUGUUUUGAGAUUAACUACCUUCAAAAAGCGAAGUUAAAAAAACAACAAAAAGGCAUACCUUUUAAUAAUAUAAUAAGUUAAACCAAAAAUGGAAUAAUUUAAAGAUCCCCCCCCCCCCCAAAAAAAAAGAUCAAAAUUCAAAUCUAAAACUAGGAAUGUCUUAUUGUAACCUACUACACUCCAGAUUAUGCCCUGAAGAUGUUCCAUGAUGCCCUGACCACUAAGGUGCACCACUGCUACCUGAUACCAGACACCAGGCUGCCCAUGAUGUACAUUGACGACCUACUGACAGCCACAGUGGACUACAUGCAGGUAAGCACAUAUUAUUGUGCCUCAUUGUUUAGUAAGAGGUCAUGCAUGGCUAAAAAAAAAAUCCAGUGGAUUUCUGAAGAUGACACUGAUUUCUUAAAAUAAUUCUAAAACUGAUUCAUGAGGUGAAUUCAUAUUCAAGGUUUUCCAUGUAAAAUGUUUCUACUUUUUCUGCUCAGGUCCUAGAUAAAAAGCUUUCUAUGAGGACAUACAACAUUGAAGCUGUUGACUUCACACCUGAAGAGCUGGCUAAUGAACUGAGGAAAUGUGUUCCAGAUCUUGAGGUUGUCUACAACCCUGACCACAGACAAGCGAUAGGUCAGUACAUGAGUUGGGGUUAUCUGGCCUUGAAUAAUUUACAUGUCUUUAACAGUUUGUGAGAAUUUCAGGAGGAAAUUUAAUCUGGGAAUCUCAGUAUUUUCAAUGUGUCCUUGCUCACUUUCAGCUUAAAAUUAUGAAUUUGGGAUUUAAAAUUGUAAAAAGUAUAAUAUAUUCUUAAUUUAAUAUUUCAAAAUUUAAAAAAAAACUUUUAAUAUAAAAAUGUUUAAUAACUUUUUAGCUUUAUAUUACAAAUGUGUAUAUAGAAAAAGUUCAUCCAAAUAAGUCAUACAGAUUUUAAAAAUAAUUUCUCUAAACAUUUAUUAUUGUGUUGGCAAGCCUGUCAAUAAUCCAAUGAUAAUCCAAUUUAACAUCUGACCGUUGAAAUGUUGUCUUUGACAGGUUGACAGAAUUGAAACUGAAAUAGAAAAAUUGUUAAUAAAAUUAUUUUUUUAAAAAGCGCACACAUAACAUAUAUAAAUGCUGACAUGAGUUGAUUUAAUUUAUCCAAGUCACUGUUGUGUUAAAUAGUACUUUUAAAAUAAAAAUCCAUAAACAUGCCUCAAUAAAUUUAGGAGGUUUAUGUGGUAUGAGAUGCUAGGUGGUAUGAGAUGCUAGGUGGUAUGAGAUGCUAGGUGGUAUGAGAUGCUAGGUGGUAUGAGAUGCUAGGUGGUAUGAGAUGCUAGGUGGUAUGAGAUGCUAGGUGGUAUGAGAUGCUAGGUGGUAUGAGAUGCUAGGUGGUAUGAGAUGCUAGGUGGUAUGAGAUGCUAGGUGUUAUGAGAUGCUAGGUGGUAUGAGAUGCUAGGUGGUAUGAGAUGCUAGGUGGUAUGAGAUGCUAGGUGGUAUGAGAUGCUAGGUGGUAUGAGAUGCUAGGUGGUGUGAGAUGCUAGGUGGUAUGAGAUGCUAGGUGGUAUGAGAUGCUAGGUGGUAUGAGAUGCUAGGUGGUAUGAGAUGCUAGGUGGUAUGAGAUGCUAGGUGUUAUGCCAUGCUAGUUACCCUGACUCAAUCUAAUUUUCUAUCCGCAAUUGCUUUGAAUAUUACAACUAAAAAUGUUUGCAUUAUUAAGUAUAAAUAUUUAUGUUGUUAGCAUCAUUAAGUAUAAAUAUUUAUGUUGUAUGUCUGCAUUAUUAAGUAUAAAUAUUUAUGUUGUAUACAGCUGACUCAUGGCCACAGAAGUUUGAUUACAGUACAGCAGUGAAAGACUGGGGCUACCGUCCCCUUUACAACAUGUCUGCCAUGUGUGAGGUCAUGGUCCAGUCCCUGCUGCCGAAAUACACGAUCAGAAGGAACCAGACGCUGGAGGAGGUCAAGGAAUGAAGCUGUGGUCCGUACCCAGCAGCCAUUUUGUAUCUCAGCUGUGGAAGAAGAGAGUUUUUAUGUCCACAGGAGGAAAGGAAAACCACUGAACAAUAUGGUUCACUUGGCUUGGUGUGUUAUCGUUAGAGGGGAUUGCCUUGAGUAGCUUUGAAACAUGGAUAAAAAUACCUGACCAAUGGUAACAUUCUCCAUAACUUGUAUACAAAUAGACACAAUAUAUGUGUAACUGGUUUGGAAACUUGUGUGCAUCCAAGUUCUUCUCUGUGUACGGAUAAAAUUAAAAUAAAUCACUCAUCAUAGGUGGAGAACAUCCUGUUUUGUAACGCAUACUGUGACUGCUAUUUAAAUAGGUCAGUAGAUUUGUAAAAUUUAUAUUCCAAUAAAGAGAUACUUGUGAUUUUAUGAUGAGAUUACUUUGCAAAGUCAGCCAUGAACUAUCUACUUGUUAAAAACUUUUCUUGGCUUGAUAUACAGACAAAAUACUCUAAAAAUAAUUUUCCAUAUCAUAUGUUUCGGUGAUUUGUGAAGCACUGACUAAAAAAUAGCAAUGUAAAAUAAAUAUCUACAUACUCAAACAUCAUUACUGGAUUGUUCACAAUAAAAUAUCCAUUUUAUAUUGAAACUUAUCAUCAUCCGUGUUGGUUAUCAUUGUAUAAUACAAGACCAAGAAUCUACCUGUACGAAUUGAGGACCCUUGAAUCAGAAGCUUAAAGGAAUGUUGACAUUGUUAAUGAGAUGUGAAUCUCGAUUUAUGCUGUACAAAUUGAGGACCGUUGUAUCAGCAGCUGAAAGGAAUGUUGACAUUGUUAAUGAGAUGUGAAUCUCGAUUUAUGCUGUACAAAUUGAGGACCGUUGUAUCAGCAGCUGAAAGGAAUGUUGACAUUGUUAAUGAGAUGUGAAUCUCGAUUAAUGCUGAAAAUUUCAUAUAAAUAUUACUCUUCCCAUACCUCUUUUCUUUUCCUUUUUGCUCUGAAUAUUUUUUAACUCAAAGGGAAAAUGCGAUUUAAUUUUUUAAACAUCCAACCAUUUUAUCUUAAUUUCACUCUGAUAUUUUAAGAGAUUUUAUUCCAAGUUCAAAG
Lymnaea stagnalis (great pond snail) is the source of this 3144-nucleotide messenger RNA. The record is from the annotation of a GenBank genome assembly. NCBI's taxonomy places the organism in Eukaryota, Metazoa, Mollusca, Gastropoda, Lymnaeidae.